This is a messenger RNA of Melanaphis sacchari, 1560 nucleotides long. RefSeq names its product 52 kDa repressor of the inhibitor of the protein kinase-like. The coding region runs from base 1 to 1560 and encodes 519 amino acids. The record is from RefSeq and is a predicted model, not a curated record. The transcript is spliced from 4 exons. Lineage: Eukaryota; Metazoa; Arthropoda; Insecta; Hemiptera; Aphididae.
AUGGAAGACUGUGUUCAGCAAAGAGAAAUAAGCAAAAAUUCAUUUGAUGACAAUAGUACUCCUACAAGUGAAAAUAUUUUGAAUGAAACUGCUUCACAACAAGAACGAGUUGUUUACACUAAUUCGUCGGAAAUUAAUGAUACUAAACAGUAUGAUAUAGGAUUCGCAGUUGAAGAGGAAUGUAAUGUUAAAAUACGAAAAGAGAUAAGUGAACUUUAUAAUUAUUUAAGUAAAACGUGGACUCCAAAUAAAAAUUAUAUUUUUCCAGUAACAAAAGAUAAAAACGGUCAUAGUAGAAGUUUUCAUAUUGAAUGGAUAGAUAAAUACAAUUGGUUAGCUUAUAGUCAUUUAAGUAAGGAAGCUUUUUGCAAAGUUUGUGUACUUUUUGGACCAAAGGUGGGUGGUAUUGGGGGACAAAAGCUUGGAAUCUUGAAAGAAACUCCUUUAAUUAAGUACAAAGAUGCAUUAUAUGAUUUAAAAAAACACUGUGAAAGAGAAUAUCAUAAAACUGCAACUUUACGAUCAUUGGAAUUUAUUAAAUGUUUUGAAGACGCUGGUGAUGAAAAUCUUCGUAAACAUUUUGAAUUGGCGUCAAAAAACGCGACAUUUGUCAGUAAAACUGUUCAAAAUGAAUUGAUAAAUAUAUGCGGCUCAAUCAUAACAGACAAACUUAUAAAAGAGGUGAAGGACAGUGUUUUUUAUUCAAUUUUAUGUGACGAAACUUCAGAUUUGGCGCAUAUUGAACAAAUGACUUUAUCUGUUAGAUAUGUAGAUACAACAACAUGUACAAUUAAAGAAAAUUUUAUUUGUUUUGUACCUGUAUUUGAAUGUACUGGUGAAAACUUGGCUAAUGUAAUUAUUCAAAAAUUGAAGGAAUUAGGUUUAAGUUUAGAAUUUUUACGUGGCCAAGGAUACGAUGGAGGUGCUAAUAAUAUGCCGGGGAAAUAUAAAGGAGUACAAGCUAGAAUUCUUAAUUUACAACCAAAAGCGUCUUAUACACAUUGUGCAUCACAUCGGUUAAAUUUAACAUUAUUAAAAGCUUGCAAUGUACUACCUAUAAAAAAAUUAUUUUCGACCGUUAAAGAAGUAUGCAAUUUUGUACGUGAUUCCCCGAAAAGAGUUGAUUUGUUUAAAAAAGUAAUCACUGAACAUUUACCGACAUCAAAAUCUAUUAUUUUAAUAAAACUAUGCGAAACGCGAUGGGUUGAAUCUCAUGAGGCGAUUCUUAGAUUUUCGGAUAUGCUUUUUCCUAUUAUAAUAUUCUUGGAAGAUAUAAUAGGUAAUACAGAUGGAAAUAUACUUUCAAAAUGCAAUGGACUUCUUCAAUCAGUAUUAAAUUUUGAAUUUAUUUUGUCUUUGGAAGUAGCGGUCGAAAUACUGUCAAUAACUUUGCCAAUAUCACGUCAGCUACAAAAUCCAGAUUUAGAUUUAACAAAGUGUAUUGAAAUAAUAAAUCUUGUGUUGGUUGCUCUUAAAAAUAACAGAGAAGAUACAAAAUUUACUGAUAUUUUUAAUCGAGCUGUGUCUAAAGCAGGCGUUUUAUUUCACCGUUUUGGAUAA